Molecule: messenger RNA, 2715 nt
Organism: Ilex paraguariensis (yerba mate)
Lineage: Eukaryota; Viridiplantae; Streptophyta; Magnoliopsida; Aquifoliales; Aquifoliaceae
Source: the annotation of a GenBank genome assembly
AUGCCAACUCCCAAACCACCUUCGUUACUCUGGCUAGGGUUUGUCUUGUGCUUGUUGAUUAGAUGUUGUUAUUCGGAUCCGGGUUCAAAUUGCCCCAAAACGAACACUUCCCUUAUCAACUUCAUCUCCGAAUUCAACAUGGUUCAACACCAGCUCAGAGGAGUUCUCACAAUCCUCGAUGACUGCUCAUUUUCAGUCACCCAAUUUGAUAUGCUACAAGGCUCAGAUGUGCACUGGUGGGGUGCCCUUGGGCCAGAUUUCCAAAACCUAACAGCGGGUUUUAUUGUUUCUGAUCAAAAACUGAAUCAAACCUACAAAAAUGCUAGCCUUGUUGUGAAUUUAAUGAAAAAUGUCACUUGGGAUAUGAUCAAAGCCCUUGCCGUGUGGGAUAUCCCCACGGCCUCGGAUUUUGGUGAUAUUUUGUUGGAAGAAUCUCUGAAUAGUUCGGAGACUAUUGCACCAUCGCCAAUGCCGGUGAAUGGCACUGAAAAUUUGAACAAUUCGAGUUUUAGGUUGGAGAGGGAGCCUACGAUGUUUAAGAAUUGUAAAGAGUUGUCCAAGGUUUAUAGAAUUAGGUGGACUUUGAGGGAGGAUGAGGAUUUGAUUGAUGUUGGAUUGGAGGGUGCGAUUGGGAUUCAGAAUUAUAUGGCUUUUGGGUGGGCAGAUCCGAAUGCAUCGGAAAAGUUAAUGCUGGGUGGGGAUGUGGCGGUGACGGGGUUUACGGAGGAGGGAAUACCAUUUGCCGACGAUUAUUUUAUAACUAAGUAUGCCGACUGUAUGAUAAAUAAGGAUGGGAUUGUUCAAGGGGUUUGUCCAGACACUAUGUAUGAAGGGUCAGACCCGGUUGGGUUGGAGAACAAUACUAAGAUGAUUUAUGGGCAUAGGAAAGAUGGGGUGUCAUUUAUACGGUAUCAGAGGCCGUUGAAGUCAGUUGACAAGAAGUAUGAUAGGAAGAUUGAUCCUAACGUUAAUAUGACAGUGAUUUGGGCUUUAGGAUCAAUAAAGCCGCCAGAUGCCCUGAGGCCGUAUUAUCUUCCUCAAAAUCAUGGUGGGACUUAUGGGCAUUUGGUGCUUAAUGUUUCAGAGCACGUGGAUGAUUGUUUAGGGCCACUGGAUGCUGAGGAUAAGGAGGAUCAAGAAUUGAUCAUUGCAGAUAAGAAGGAACCUCUUGUGGUUACGACAGGUCCAACAUUUCAUUACCCGAAUCCCCCAAAUCCUUCAAAAGUUCUUUACAUUAACAAGAAAGAGGCUCCUGUAUUGAGAGUAGAAAGGGGGGUUACAGUGAAGUUCUCUAUACAAGCUGGACAUGAUGUUGCAUUCUACGUAACUUCUGAUCCGCUGGGAGGGAACGCAACUUUGAGGAACAUGUCUGAGACUAUUUAUUUUGGGGGACCAAAAGCUGAAGGAGUUCAAGCCAGUCCUACGGAGUUGGAUUGGGCGCCUGACCGGAACACCCCAGAUCAAGUUUACUAUCAGUCUCUCUAUACUCAAAAAAUGGGUUGGAAGGUUCAAGUGGUUGACGGGGGCUUGCCCGAUAUGUAUAACAACAGUGUUGUUUUGGAUGAUCAGCAAGUUACCUUUUUCUGGACACUGUCAAAAAACUCGAUAUCUAUUGCAGCUCGGGGUGACAAAAAAAGUGGUUAUCUGGCAAUUGGGUUUGGUAGUGAAAUGGUGAACAGCUACGCUUAUGUGGGUUGGAUUGAUGAUGAUGGCAAAGGGAGGGUGAAUACAUAUUGGAUUGAUGGAAGGGAUGCCACAGGUAUACAUCCAACUAACGAGAAUCUGACUUAUGUGAGAUGCAAGUCAGAAAAUGGCAUUAUCACGUUGGAGUUUACCCGUCCAUUGAAUCCAUCAUGCAAUCGAGAAAAAAGGCCGGAGUGUAAUAAUAUUAUUGAUCCCACGACCCCACUUAAAGUUAUUUGGGCAAUGGGUGCCCAGUGGUCAGCAGACCGUUUAAGUGUGAGAAAUAUGCAUUCCGUUACAAGCAACAGACCUCUUCGUGUGUUGCUGAUGCAUGGUUCUGCUGAGGCAGAGGAGGAUUUACGGCCAGUAUUAGCUGUACAUGGGUUCAUGAUGUUUCUUGCUUGGGGUAUAUUGUUUCCUGGUGGAAUUCUGGCUGCUAGAUACUUGAAACAUGUGACGGGUGAUGGGUGGUUUCAGAUUCAUGUGUACUUGCAAUACUCGGGAUUAGCAAUUAUCUUCCUGGGCUUUCUUUUUGCUGUAGCUGAGCUUCGGGGUUUUGUUUUUGACUCCUUACAUGUUAAAUGUGGAAUGCUGGCAAUAUUGUUGGCUAUUGUACAACCAGUGAAUGCAUAUCUGCGACCUAAAAGACCAGCUGCUGGGGAGGAGGCUUCCCCGAAGAGGAUUCUUUGGGAGUAUAUUCAUGUUAUUGUUGGUAGAUGUGCUAUUGUUGCAGGGAUCGCCGCUCUUAUUAGUGGAAUGAAGCACUUAGGAGAGAGAUAUGGUGGCAUAAAUGUUUAUGGACUUAGUUGGGCCUUGGUAAUUUGGUUCUUGAUUGGUGCUUUGACGGUAUUGUAUUUAGAGUAUAGUGAGAAAAAGAGAAGGCGUGAUAGAAUUUUUGGAAGAAGCAACUGGGUAUUGGGUAAUGGCGAGGAGGAAGAUAUUGAUCUCUUGAGCCCAAGCAGAGCAAUUGAAGAAAAAGAAUCACAUCCUUCUGAUAGGAUGGAAGUUCAAUUAGAACCUCUAAGCAGAUAG